UCGGCGGGACUGUUGAAGUGUUUGAAGCCACGUAGGAUUUCGUGGGCAAUCAGGCGGAAAAAGGAAGCUUCAUUGCGUGUAGAACAGAUAUUCUACUUCAUAUAAUGGGUGACAUUGACACAAACUGCAUGACCCUCACUCGCUUUGUACUGACAGAGCAGCGAAAGGUUCCCGGGGCGACUGGAGAUCUUACUCAACUGUUAAAUGCUAUCUGCUGUGCUAUCAAAGCAGUUUCCUCAGCUGUGAGGAAGGCAGGAAUUGCUCAGCUAUAUGGCAUUGCAGGAGACACAAAUGUAUCAGGAGACCAACAGCAAAAAUUAGAUGUCAUGGCAAAUGAGCUGUUUAUUAACAUGCUGAAAUCCUCUUAUACAACAUGCCUGCUGGUUUCUGAAGAAGAUGAAAAAGUCAUCGAAGUAGAAACUGAAAGGCAAGGAAAGUACAUGGUUUUCUUUGAUCCAUUAGACGGCUCAUCAAACAUUGAAUGUCUUGCCGCUAUUGGCUCAAUAUUUGGAAUUUCCAAGAAGACUCAUGAUGGUCCACCAACGAUAGCUGAUGCACUCCAGCCAGGCCGGAAUUUUGUAGCGGCUGGGUAUGCUCUUUUCGGUAGUGCGACAAUGGUGGUGAUCACAACUGGAAAUGGAGUUAAUGGAUUCACUCUUGAUCCGUCCAUAGGUGAAUUUGUUUUAACCAAUCCAGAUAUUAGAAUGAAGCCACGUGGAAAGCCAAUAUAUAGCAUAAAUGAAGGGAACGCAUGCUUGUUUGAUGAUGCAGUCACUAAAUAUCUAGAAUCUAUCAAAUUUCCAAAGGAUGGGAAGACUCCAUAUGCAGCUCGUUAUGUUGGUUCUAUGGUGUCAGACAUGCACAGGACGCUAGUGUAUGGAGGAAUUUUUAUGUACCCUGGAAACAAGAAAAGCCCUAGAGGAAAGGUUUGUUGUACAAAGUUAUCUGACUAAUAUAUAUCCUGAGAAGAAAUGGACUAGAAAUUAAAUUUACUUCAAAUUUGAGACUUUCGUGUGUUUGAAAGAAAAAGGCUACCUCACAAUGUGUUAGACAAACACGCUUAACUU
Molecule: messenger RNA, 1067 nt
Organism: Orbicella faveolata
Lineage: Eukaryota; Metazoa; Cnidaria; Anthozoa; Scleractinia; Merulinidae
Product: fructose-1,6-bisphosphatase 1-like
Biological process (GO): sucrose biosynthetic process; gluconeogenesis; fructose 1,6-bisphosphate metabolic process
Cellular component (GO): cytoplasm; cytosol
Molecular function (GO): fructose 1,6-bisphosphate 1-phosphatase activity
Source: RefSeq, a predicted model, not a curated record